AUGGCCGCGUCUGGUCGGCAAACGCUGCUUCUCUCGACGGCGUCAGAUCCGAGGCAACGGCAACGAUUGGUGACUCUGGUUGAAGCUGGUCAGCAUUUGCAGCCGAUCGAGUAUUGUCCGGCGGAGGCUGUUGAUCAUAUGCCUUGCGAGGAUCCGAGGAGGAAUAGUCAGCUUAGUAGAGAGAUGAAUUUCUAUCGGGAGAGACAUUGUCCGUUACCGGAGGAGACUCCUCUCUGCUUGAUUCCUCCUCCUUCUGGUUAUAAAAUUCCUGUUCCUUGGCCGGAGAGUCUGCACAAGAUUUGGCAUGCAAACAUGCCAUAUAACAAAAUUGCUGACCGGAAAGGUCACCAAGGAUGGAUGAAAAGAGAGGGGGAACACUUCACUUUCCCAGGCGGUGGCACCAUGUUUCCUGGAGGAGCAGGCCAAUACAUUGAAAAACUUGCACAGUAUAUUCCGCUAAAUGGAGGAACUCUAAGAACUGCCCUUGACAUGGGAUGCGGGGUAGCAAGUUUUGGAGGCACUCUAUUGUCUCAAGGCAUUCUUGCACUCUCGUUUGCUCCAAGAGAUUCGCAUAAAUCACAAAUUCAAUUCGCCCUGGAAAGAGGAGUGCCUGCAUUUGUUGCCAUGCUUGGCACUCGUAGACUCCCCUUUCCUGCAUUCUCGUUUGACUUGAUGCAUUGUUCCCGAUGCUUGAUUCCUUUUACAGCUUACAAUGCAACUUACUUCAUCGAAGUAGAUAGGUUAUUGCGCCCUGGAGGGUAUCUUGUAAUCUCUGGACCACCAGUACAAUGGCCUAAACAAGACAAAGAAUGGGCUGAUCUUCAGGCUGUAGCUAGAGCUUUGUGCUAUGAGCUAAUUGCAGUUGAUGGAAACACUGUCAUCUGGAAGAAGCCUGUUGGAGAUUCAUGUCUACCCAGCCAGAAUGAGUUUGGGCUUGAGUUGUGUGCCGAGUCUGAUCCGCCAAGUGAUGCAUGGUAUUACAAAUUGAAGAAAUGUGUUACUAGGCCAUCGUCCGUCAAAGGAGAAUAUGCUUUGGGAACUAUUUCCAAGUGGCCGGAAAGGCUUACUAAAGUUCCUUCUAGGGCCAUUGUCAUGAAAAACGGGUUGGAUGUGUUUGAAGCAGAUGCAAGGCGGUGGGCAAGACGAGUUGCUUAUUACAGGGAUACUCUGAACUUGGAGCUGAAACCUCCAGCUGUCCGCAAUGUUAUGGACAUGAAUGCCUUCUUUGGAGGUUUUGCCGCAGCUCUUGCAACUGAUCCUGUGUGGGUUAUGAAUGUUAUUCCAGCUCGAAAGCCAUUAACUCUUGACGUGAUUUAUGACAGAGGUCUCAUCGGUGUUUACCACGAUUGGUGUGAACCUUUUUCAACAUAUCCCCGUACGUAUGAUUUCAUCCACGUAUCGGGAAUUGAAUCACUGAUAAAACGACCAAACUCAAGCAAAUCGAGGUGUAGCCUAGUAGAUCUAAUGGUAGAGAUGGACAGAAUAUUGCGACCAGAAGGAAAAGUUUUGAUACGAGACUCUCCUGAGGUGCUAGACAAAGUGGCAAGAAUGGCCCAUGCUGUAAGAUGGUCUUCUUCCAUACACGACAAAGAACCCGAAUCACAUGGAAGAGAGAAGAUCCUUAUUGCAACCAAAUCUCUCUGGAAAUUACCAUCGAACUAG
Molecule: messenger RNA, 1662 nt
Organism: Arabis nemorensis
Lineage: Eukaryota; Viridiplantae; Streptophyta; Magnoliopsida; Brassicales; Brassicaceae
Source: the annotation of a GenBank genome assembly